This is a messenger RNA of Betta splendens (Siamese fighting fish), 4590 nucleotides long. RefSeq names its product protein phosphatase 1 regulatory subunit 3E. Lineage: Eukaryota; Metazoa; Chordata; Actinopteri; Anabantiformes; Osphronemidae. Gene Ontology annotation, biological process: regulation of glycogen biosynthetic process. Bases 467 to 1387 code for a protein of 306 amino acids. Gene Ontology annotation, cellular component: protein phosphatase type 1 complex. The record is from RefSeq and is a predicted model, not a curated record. The transcript has a single exon. Gene Ontology annotation, molecular function: protein phosphatase 1 binding; glycogen binding.
UGCCAGCUGUUCACUGUGUGGAGCAGGCGAUCGGGGGUUGGCUUAUUUUGAUUUUAUUGCUUGAAAGCCUCAGGCCGAGAAGGAGGAAGUUGCGGUUCAUUGCUCCGUUCAGUUCUGCACGUACAGCGGCGCGCGUCACGUUAACCCGCGUCGUGACCGGGCGCGUUCGUUACACGCGCCGUCGCGUCUUCUUGUAUUCUUUCUGCAACAAGUACGGGGGCUCGACGUUCGCUCCAGCUGACAUUGACGGCGGCUGAUCUGGAUCUGCGGACGCGAACAAACGCAACAACAGCUCGGCCCAUUGGUCCAGCGCUGCGCCGCGAGCUGGUGACGUAAGCGGAGCGCCUAUCCGCGCGGGGGACACUGACACCUGCUCCGUUUCUUGACUCGCCGGGCUCCCCCCUCCCCCCCUCCCUCUCAUCACGACCACUUCGCUUCUGCAGUGCAGACGCUGCUGCUGCGUUUUAUGGAAGCGGAGUCCGUGCAUCCUGUCGCGGUCAUGUUGCCCCCCAAGAACUGCCUUCCGAGGAACUACAGCUGCAUAGCGGGACUGUUCGGAAGCCUGACGGCCGCCAACCCGCGGCUGGAAGACGGGGAAGAUGCUGACAUGGUGAACGGCACCUGCGAGCCCGUCGAGAGUCCCGUCGUGGACGAGAGACCGCGGGGCAGAGAGGCUUUCCUCAAGCCCCAGAGUCCGAACCUGCGUCGGAGAUGCAAGUCGCUGCCGACGCCCACCGAGAGGGCGAAGUUGGAGAUCAGCCGCAGCAGAAGUCCAACCAGCCAGAAGAAAGUCCGCUUCGCCGAUUCUCUCGGCCUGGAGCUCAUUUCCGUGAAGCAUUUCGACGAUACAGAUGUGCCAGAGGUGCCGGAGCGCAUUCUGGCGAAGCUGCCCAAAGGACCCCUCCAGUUCAACCACCUGAACACCAAGUUCCCCCGCGCGCCCUCGCAGUCCGUGUUCAUGGAGUUGCAGUUCACCAACCCGGGCACGCUGCCGGGCUUCGAGCAGACAGUGAGGGAGGUGAAGGUCCUGUUGGAGAGCGUCGAAGCCGACGAAUUCAGCCUGUCCGGGUUCGUGCGCGUCCUCAACCUGGCUUUCGAAAAGAGCGUCUCUUUGCGGUAUUCCCUCAACAACUGGAUCACGUUCAUGGACAGUUUGGCGUCGUACGUCCCCGACUCCAGCGACGGCGUCACCGAUAAGUUCCGCUUCAAGAUCGUCAUGCCCACGUACCUCGACAACGGAGGCACGCUGCAGUUCGCCAUCAAGUACUGUGUCGGCGGGCGAGAGUUCUGGGAUAAUAACCAUGGCAACAACUACAAAGUGCGCCAUCACAGGUUCAAGAUGUCCCCACCUCGGGAAUGGGAGAACGGAUGGAUCCACUUCAUCUGAGCUGCGCCGCCUGCGGUGGCGACGCCGCACGCGCGUAGUUUACGCAGCAUUAAUGUUCCGGGUACCUUAAUUCUGACUGUAGCCUGUUAACGACCAUUUUAAGUUCUGCCACUGUCAGCUCCACGCGUGCUGUGACACAAUUUACCCCACAACAUUUCAGAUUUCUGGGUGACGGGUUGAGUCCUACAGUGAUCGGUACCCGGUGCGGGACGCCGUCGGGGAUUUUGCCUUGAUGUCAGGGCUCUGUACAGCUCGGUGCCCUUUGGGAGGGCUCGGUCACAUUACGUAAUGUAGAAACACGUGCCACGGAAAACGUGCCGGGCAAUGCCAACUCUAGGCAUCACCGCUCAUUUCAGGGGGAUGCGGGGGAUUUUUUUUUUCCUUUUCAACUUUGCUGUGCAUGUGUUGCAAAACAAUUCGGCUUAAUGGGAGGCAGUGGGCAUCACGUGUUGGCUGGCGUGGACGCCGAGCCGACCGGUAGCGUAACGCCGGCAGUCAGCUGGCGUCGGGAACCACACACCACGUGUCAGUGACCUGCGCGACACGACGGUUCCCUUUGUCAUGACGUUGAACAAAAUGCCUUAUUUUAAGCCAUGAUGUAGGAAGUUGUGCAUUAAUUACUGUAUAUAGAUUUAUUUAUUAGGCUUGAAGAGGCUAAAUGCGUUAGACGCCUGCUGUCAUUAUUUAACGCUCUUCUUAAAACGAGGCUUCUAGGCGCUGGGAAUGACCUGUUCUCCAUUUACCUGUAGCCUGCCAACCCAGGGACACCAUCUUUACUCAUAAACCUGCCUUCUUGCCAUAUGUUUGCACCCAUUGUAUAUAUUUGCUCAUAUAGUAUCAGAGUGAUUAUAAAGAGGGCCUAACCCAAAGACGAUGAUUUAAGCAGUUAUGGCUCUAAAAAAAGCAAAAUAAUUCCAACAGCUUCAUGCAUUUUGCAUCAAGAGUGUGUUUAUACAACCAGUCUUCAGUAGUUCACAUUUACCUCAGAUUGCUCGUGGACUUUUCCUCUUCUUCAGGGUGAUGGUGAUAAAACAGAUUUUAUUUUCACAACGGUUAUUUUCUAAUAGAGACGUUCCAACGCAGAGUUGUUAUUGGACAUUUUCAGAUUUCGAACCAAGCCAGACAUUCGUCAGUGCACUGUGUAACUUUGGUAGAGCAGUGAUGUCUGUCGCCCGUGUAGCUGUAACAAGGACGACCGCGUUCCACCAGCUUUUGCUCCUUUAGACGUACGUGGUGGUCAUCACUGUGCAAUGCUGCUGCUCCACAACCUCCUCACGCGGGACCAAAUCGGUUUCAUCCCAGCGUCCGCUACUUCCACAACCUGUGCUUGAAUUACAUCUGUGUUUUUAAAUAAUUCAGGCCGCUCGUCAGGUUUCCCGACUUCACGCACAUUAAAAUGCUGAAACGAUCACAGAACUGAAAAAAGCCACAUUUAAGUUGUCAUAAAAGCUGAUACUACAGACUAUUUAUUGGCAGGAUGCCUUUAAUUCCAACGCUCCCACUGUAAUCUGGACAUCACUUGGCUUUUGUUUACAUCGUCACGGCCUCAGAGGGAAGCUCUCCUUUUAAUGAGGCCAUCAGGGCAGGAUGUGGAUGGAGUCUAUUCCUGUAACCACUUAGUUUUUGGAGCAGUUCCACUGUGGCUCCAUCGGUAAUAGUCACUCCACAACUCUGACAUGGUUUGUGUUAAUGCUGUGCUCCAAGUGAUGGUGUAAAAAAAAGCUGCAGAACGGAGCGAAGGCCAGUGGUCGGUCGACGUUCGCUAGCUCUUCUUGUACAGAUCUGUUCGUUCGGCUCUAAAAUAGGUAACAAGGUGUGAACACGGCAGAGCUUCCUGUGUGUUGUUAAUGAGUGGGUAUUUGCAUAUCGUCUAUGCAACCUGUUCACGCCUCCGUGCAGUGCAAUAUCAGAAACCGCUGCGAACCUGGCGGCGACCGCUGACGUGGGCGCAGAGAGAUGCAUCGCUACCAAAUAAACACUGCCAACACGGAAUGUGGUUUUAAUAUUUCAGCUUUUGACUCGCGGUGGGAUUUGCUUCUGUUUGGGAGCGGCACAGUGUUGGGGCUACUUGACGUAAGAUGAUGCUUUCUCUGUCUUCCAUUCCAUUAGUCUGUCGAGUUUCCACAAUGCAUGUGACGCGUGGACGGUCACUGCUCCGCCGGCAUCUUCCACACCUGCUGGUGUUUCACCAUUAAGCUACUGUAACGAAGGGCUUCGGGUUCGAUUAGACUUUCACCUCAGUGUAUUCACAAACAGUUUGCAUCAGAACUCACUGAUAUUUAGAUAUGUAUGUACAAUGUGUUAAUGUUUCAUAUUGAAUGUCUCUAUUACUGUUGCGUGUUGUGUGUAGUUUGAAUUUUUUGAAAGCAGGACUGACUGUGAGACGCAAAAGGGUAAAACGUUUGCGGUUGUGUGACGCUGCAGGUGGAACUUUGAGAAGCACACUCUUUAACCAAGUCUUUCUCUAACGAGGCUGGUGAGCAAAUAGGCAAUACAGCAAACGCAGUCAGGUCAGAGGUGAGGCUCCAGGUAACAGGGAGGUAAACGCUGAUUUCCCUGAAACAUGCGCAGUCACAGUGACACGGAGCGGCGGCGCGCACACGCUCAGGCCUGUAACACGCCGCGGGUCCGUUCAUGUAAGAGAGGUGGAAGACGGGAAGUGUUUGUUUGUUAUGGGAGGACGGGAUCGAAGGUCUGUUAUUACAGGAGGCACAGAUCACAGAUACGAUCUGGUGUCUCUUAGCUUUUGGCAGAAGCGACGUACGAUUGUAGGUGCUGAGAAUCAGAGCAGGGUUAGUACACUGAGAUGAGGGGACGAAAGAAAAAGUAUAUGUAGAGAUAUAUAUAUAGAGAAAUAUAUAAUAUAUAGAAAUCAAAGCUUCUUUUGUGAAUAGCUGCUAACUGUGGAAAGCCUGAAUCACCUCUCAUUUCUUACCACUGUACGGCACAUAUGUAUGUUUUGGUUUGCGUUCCUGUCAGUGAGGGGGUUUCUGUAAAUCCUGUGCAUGUCGUGUGUUUUAACAUCUGCGGUCAGUGUUAAUCUCUAUCGUAAUCUUUCUCAUUUUCUUCUUUUGCAGUGAAUGUUAACCAUGUUGCAUGUGCAACUGCAACAUGCCAUUAUUUAUGUUUUUUUUUUUUAGUUUUUAAUGUAACCUAUAUUUUGUAAAACAAUGGUUAAUAAAGGCAUCUGUGAUAGAACUCAA